AUGAUGUACCGGCUGUCUGAGGCGGUGCUGAGCGCCUGCAUGUUCUUCUGGACCGGACCGAUCCUGUGCGCAGCGGCGAGCAGCCAGCAGCUCCAUCAGAGACCCAUCAUCGGCGUUUUAGCACAAGAAAACUUUCCAGGAGACCAGUUCGCUCAGGGGAUUUCUUACAUCGCUGCCUCUUAUGUGAAAUUCCUGGAAAGCGGAGGAGCCAGAGUUGUCCCCAUCAGAAUUAACCGCACAGAGGAGGAAUACACGGAACUAUUCCACUCAAUCAAUGGGUUGUUGCUGCCUGGAGGAGACGUGGACCUUCAGACAUCACUGUUCAGUCGAGCUGCCAGGAUCUUUUACAACUUGGCUCUGAGGGCCAAUGAUGUUGGGGACUACUUUCCUAUCUGGGGCACGUGUCAGGGCUUGCAGCUGUUCUCUGUCGUCACAGCCAGAAAAAACCUUCUUACUCUGACCAGAACCAAGGCUGUGGCUCUGCCUCUUACUUUCACCCCAGUGGCUCAGUACAGCCGUUUGUUCCAGGGUUUUCCCAAAGAUCUGCUGCAGUCUCUGGCUGAUGAAAACAUCACUUCCAACUUUCACAGAUGGAGUCUUUCAAUGCAGAACUACAGCAGAAAUGCCAAACUGAAGAAGUUCUACAAAGUCCUGUCCACGAACAGCGACGGAGAGAAAGAGUUCAUCUCCACCAUGGAAGCCUAUAGGUACCCGUUUUAUGCUGUGCAGUGGCAUCCAGAAAAAAGUCCGUUUGAGUGGAUCGAUAAGCCGGGCAUGGUCCACUCCACCUCUGCUAUCAGAACCAGCUUCUACGCUGCCAGCUUCUUCAUCUCUGAAGCCAUGAAGAGCCAGCACCGGUUCUCCAGUCCUGCUGAAGAAGACAGAGCUCUCAUUUACAACCACCAGCCCAUCUACAGAGGCCUGACUACCGUCUUCGUGCAGAACUAUUACUUUGACUGA
This is a messenger RNA of Nematolebias whitei (Rio pearlfish), 960 nucleotides long. Its product is annotated as zgc:171566. Gene Ontology annotation, cellular component: vacuole. The record is from RefSeq and is a predicted model, not a curated record. NCBI's taxonomy places the organism in Eukaryota, Metazoa, Chordata, Actinopteri, Cyprinodontiformes, Rivulidae. The transcript has 9 exons. Gene Ontology annotation, biological process: tetrahydrofolylpolyglutamate metabolic process. The coding region runs from base 1 to 960 and encodes 319 amino acids. Gene Ontology annotation, molecular function: gamma-glutamyl-peptidase activity.